Messenger RNA from Nerophis lumbriciformis (worm pipefish), 1071 nucleotides. Lineage: Eukaryota; Metazoa; Chordata; Actinopteri; Syngnathiformes; Syngnathidae. The record is from RefSeq and is a predicted model, not a curated record.
AUGAUCGGGGCCAUUCCCUCACUGAUGCUGGCGCUGAUGUCAUUGAGUGUGGCCGGCGCCUUCCGAUCCAUUCGCACCGAGCCGGAGGUGUCCAGGAACAUCCAUUUAAUGACAGAUCAGAGUCCGUCACUGUCAGUGACGUCGGCGCCUUCCCGGGUGUUGACGCGGCGCGGCGGCAAUGCCAUCUUACCCUGCGCCAUCCAAAGGGACCGAUCGCUGGCACCCAAUCCAAAGAUGAGGAUCAAGUGGACCAAGCUGACCUCCGACUUCCUAACUGAAGUGGAUAUUUUGGCCGCCGUGGCUGACCACAAGAGAAGUUACGGGAGUUUUCACGGCCGUGCGCGCUUGAGAGGCUCCUCCCCCUCAGACGCCUCACUGGUCAUCGAUAACAUCACGCUGGAGGAUUACGGGAGGUACAAAUGCGAGGUCAUCGACGGCCUGGAAGAUGCCACGGCCAUCGUGUCGCUCGACCUGGAAGGCGUGGUGUUCCCGUACUCCCCCCGCCUGGGCCGGUACCGUCUCAACUUCCGGGACGCCGAAAGGGCUUGCCGAGAGCAGGACGCCGUGUUGGCAUCCCCGGAGCAGCUGCGCCAGGCCUGGCGAGGAGGCAUGGACUGGUGUAACGCCGGCUGGCUGAGCGACGGCUCGGUGCGCUACCCCGUUAACUCCCCCAGGGAGCCCUGCGGCGGCCGUCGCACAGCACCGGGUGUUCGUAGCUACGGAUUCCGGGACAAAGACAAGGACCGCUACGAUGUCUUCUGCUUCACGUCCCACUUUAAAGGUGAAUUGUACUUCCUGCCGCCCGGCGCCAAGCUGACGUACGGGGAAGCGGUAGAGGCGUGCCGGCGGGAUGGCGCCCGGCUGGCCAAGGUGGGCCACUUGUACGGUGCCUGGAAGCUGGCUAACUACGACCGCUGCGACGCCGGCUGGCUGGAGGACGGCAGCGUCCGCUACCCGGUGGCCAAGCCCCGCCCCCGAUGUAGCCCUACCGCCCGCGCCGUCCGCUUUAACGGCUUCCCUGACAAGAAGCACAAACUCUACGGCGCCUACUGCUACAGGGAGCGAGCCUGA